This is a messenger RNA of Trifolium pratense (red clover), 1790 nucleotides long. RefSeq lists its product as uncharacterized. The record is from RefSeq and is a predicted model, not a curated record. The transcript has a single exon. Bases 206 to 1585 code for a protein of 459 amino acids. Lineage: Eukaryota; Viridiplantae; Streptophyta; Magnoliopsida; Fabales; Fabaceae.
UUUCUCAUGUCACUACCUUACACCACAAAUUAUUUUUUCCAUAAAUAUCUUUGCACGGCGAUGACCAGUCAAAUAACUAACAUUCCUUGACUUAUAAAUCUAUGACUUCAAUGUGCAACACAUUCAAGUUCAUAAAAACAUAAAGAAACAAAACAAACCCCUGAGCUCUAUUCAACACAAUUCUGAAAUUUAUGUGACCAUUUGAAUGAUGAAUUCCCCUGUAGCUCAACGCGUUUCGGAAUGUUUUAUCAAACCACAACACCCCAUUCCAGAGUCAAACCAAAUAUGCUAUUUGACGACAUGGGAUAUUUCCAUGUCGUCAAUGAACUACAUCCAGAAAGGACUUUUAUUCAAAAAACCAACACAACCAAAUAACCAACAAGAUUUCGUCGAAAAUCUAUUGGAGAAGCUCAAACACUCACUCUCUAUAGCUCUAUUUCAUUUCUAUCCUCUGUCUGGUCGUGUCGUUACACAAAAAUCUCAAGACCCUCCCUCUUAUGUUAUUUUUGUUGAUUGCAGUAACAAUAACAACGGCGCUAAAUUCAUCUACGCAACUUUGGAUAUGACUGUAUCUGAUAUCCUUACCCCGAUUGAUGUUCCACUAGUUGUUAAGUCGUUGUUUGAUCUCGAUAAAGCAAUCAAUCAUGACGGUCACACCAUGCCUUUGUUAUCUAUACAAGUCACUGAGCUAGUGGAUGGUGUUUUCGUAGGUUGUUCCAUGAAUCACUAUAUUGGUGAUGGAACUUCUUAUUGGAAAUUUUUUAAUAUAUGGUCUGAAAUAUUUCAAGCUCAAGGCCAAGGGCGCGAUGUUGCCAUUUUGCGUGAACCCUUUCACAAUCGUUGGUUUCCAGAAGGUUAUGGUCCACUAAUCAAUCUUCCAUUCAAACAUCAUGACGAGUUUAUAAGUAGAUAUGAAGCACCCGAGCUGAUAGACAGAUUCUUCCACUUUACAGCUGAGUCUAUCGCGAAAUUGAAAGCAAAAGCCAAUAUGGAGUCUAAUACAAGCAAAAUCUCUUCUUUCCAGUCCUUAACUGCACAUGUUUGGAGAUGUAUAACUCGUGCUCGCGGGAUAUCAAAUGAUCAAAUAACAACUUGUUUGUUAGCAGUAAACAAUCGACCGAGAAUUAAGCCAUCUCUUCCGGAAGAGUACUUUGGGACCUCAAUUGAUACGGUAGGUACACAAUCGACUGUAGGAGAAUUGCUUGAGAAUGAUUUGGGAUGGGCAGCAUUGAAGGUGCAUGUUGCUAUUGCAAACCAUGACGACCUAGAGGUACGAAAGAAAGUCAAAACGUGGUUAGAGUCUCCGACUAUAUUCAGCCUUAACCACCACUUGCCUCCGUUUAGUGUGGCUAUGAUAAGUUCACCGAGGUUUAAUAUGUAUGGGAACGAAUUUGGAAUGGGGAUACCGGUGGCAGUUCUGAGUGGUCAUGCAAAUAAAUGUGAUGGUAAUGUGACAUCAUACGAGGGGCGCGAAGGAGGGGGGAGCAUAGAUUUUGAAAUUUCUCUUUCUGCGAAUGCUAUGAGAGCGCUCGAAUUGGACGAGAAUUUCAUGAAUGCAGCUUCAGUGACCAAUCCCUCUAAUUAACAUACAUUCCAAUAGAUACAUAAAGCUUUUUGAGAUUACAUGUGUUGGAUUAAUUAAUCUUUGUAGAUUUUUUUUUACUGGUACAGUUUGUAUUGCAUUUUGUUUCCUUUUGGUCUUAAACAUGUCAAUGUAUUUUCAGUUUUUUUCUCUCUUCAAUGUAAAAUGUGUGUCUAUAUGAUAUGAUCUCAAAAGAAUCUCAUAUUUA